AUGGCCGGCCGUGAAUUCACACUGUCCUUCGAGACCACUCCCCCAACAGCCGCCCAGCCUGGUUCCCCUUUCACAAUCCCAGUAGUCAUUGCCGUGAACCCAAUCGGGACACCCGCCCAAAAUGUGCAGCACCUUGUCGUGAGCGCUUCCCUCCGCGACGAAUCCGGCGCAGGAGCUGCCGUUGGCUUGAGCGGGAAUCUCACGGCGAGCGUGCGGAGCCGAACCGAUAACGCAAUGAGCGGAUAUGCAAAGCUCAGCCCACUCACUAUCUCGCAGCCGGGCAAGUUUCGGCUGCGAGUGAUGCUUAGUGCAGCUUCGUACAACGGCGUUGUAACGAAGGAGUAUGUUGAUUCGACGAUCAUCCAUGUGCACGCCGGUGCGGCUGCCCAACGGCCAACUCCCACUCAGGUGGCACGUCUUCAGCGGCUCACGACCGAAAAUUUGGAUAUUUCCGCUGCGGAUAUUGCGGCGUGGCAGCGUGCGUGA
Penicillium crustosum is the source of this 486-nucleotide messenger RNA. RefSeq lists its product as uncharacterized. Lineage: Eukaryota; Fungi; Ascomycota; Eurotiomycetes; Eurotiales; Aspergillaceae. Bases 1 to 486 code for a protein of 161 amino acids. The transcript has 2 exons. The record is from RefSeq and is a predicted model, not a curated record.